Prorocentrum cordatum is the source of this 432-nucleotide messenger RNA. The record is from the annotation of a GenBank genome assembly. NCBI's taxonomy places the organism in Eukaryota, Dinophyceae, Prorocentrales, Prorocentraceae.
AUGCCAGGCCUGACGUUCUCGAACGAGCUGAUCUCGCGGGACGAAGGCCUGCACACGGAGUUCGCGUGCCUGCUCUACGGGAAGUUGCAGAACCCCUUGCCAGAGGACGUGAUCCACAACAUCAUCCGCGGCGCGGUGGAGGCCGAGCGCGUCUUCAUCUGCGACGCGCUGUCCUGCGACCUCAUCGGCAUGAACAACGACCUCAUGACGCGGUACAUCGAGUUCGUUGCGGACCGCUUGCUCACCGCGCUGGGCCAUUCCAAGCUGUUCGGGGCGUCCAAUCCGUUCGACUGGAUGGAGCUGAUCUCGCUACAGGGCAAGACCAACUUCUUCGAGAAGCGCGUCGGCGACUACCAGAAAGCUGGAGUAAUGUCCUCGACGAACGCCUCGGGGGAGGAAGCCAAAGGUUUUGCGCUGGACGUGGACUUCUGA